UGCUCAAAUGGUUUUAUUUAAAAAAAAAAUUACACAACAACUGUAUGUUUUCAUGGUUACAUCAUAAUUGUUUAAUUUUUUUUUUCUCGUGGGGGACUUUGUGUUGCAAAUAGAAACUUUGUUAACGGAGAGUCAAUCGGCGCAAGUUGGAGGAGGGAAAAGGGAAAUUCCCGCAGGACGGAUCUUCGCUGGUAACACUGACGAAAGAGUAGCUUCGUAGUAAAAGCAUUGAAUGACGGGAGGAAAAUAAUCGGGGAAAGUACAGGAGGAAGGAAGACUCAUCGUAGGAAAGAAAAAGAUCGGAAUUUCGGAAACUAGUCGGCGUUUGCAGUUAACCCGCGCCCCAGGAGUCUCAGGGUUAUCGAGGAGUUGUCCUACAGUGCAGCUUUUCUUUUUUAAAUUUAUUUGUUUUCCUCUUCUUUUUUUUUAACGUAAAAAUGGCUAAUGGCGAAGGGAAGAGCGGACAAGAAAGCGGAUUCUUCGUGAGCGUACUGUCAGAAAUAUUUACAAGCCCGCUGAACUUGAUCCUGGUCGCCGUCAUAACCGUCCUCGUCUACAAGAUCUUCAGGGGCCAGCAACAGUACGUCGUGAAGGAGCAAGUCGAGCCCCGGCUCCCCAGCCUCAAAAGGAAGGACUACACUCUGAAGGAACUGAAGAAAUUCGACGGCACCGGCCCUGACGGCAGGAUUCUCGUCGCCGUCAACGGAAAAGUUUUCGACGUAUCCACGGCCAAAAGGUUUUACGGACCAGGUGGUACUUAUGCUGAAUUUGCCGGAUGUGAUGCAUCAAGAGGCCUUGCCACAUUUUCAGUUAAAGGUAACAGUGAAGAAUAUGAUGACCUUAGUGAUUUAGGUUCAAUGGAAAUGGAUUCAAUUAGGGAGUGGGAGACACAAUUUACAGAACGAUAUGAGUGUGUUGGUAAACUGCUAAAACCAGGCCAGGAACCCACAAGUUAUUCUGAUGAUGAAGAAGAAGAGACAAGUCAACAAGAGCCUAAUGAUUUAUCGAAAGAAGAUUGACUUCAUCCAAUUUAAUGGCUUCCAACAAAACGUUUGAAAUAAAGUGUGCUGAAAACCCAAAUUUUCCUAUGUUAAAAAAACUGCAGUAGCAACUAGAGGACUUAUGCAAAACGAAAAAAUGGUGAACACCCUACUUUUUUAAAUUUUGGGUGUCGUUAUUUAGAUACAUUUUUCAAACAUGCAAAGAUUUAUGUUUAAUUUAGCCCCAGGGCAGUUUAUUCCUGGAUAGGAGUUGUUACCAUUUUUGAGUGAUUUACUUGCAUAAAUAAUGAGGUGAUGGUGUUGUAACGCAAAGUAAAAUUGGUAAUUAAUACUUAAUUUUCAUGAUCUGCUCUUCUAUUCUUUUAGUAUGUUCAAUUUUUGUUAAUGCCAAUUAAAUGCACAAAUUAUAUUUUAUUUAAAAACCAAAAAAAGCACAUUAAAGCCAAUUAACAGCAACCAUGGCUUGCCUUAUAAAAUUCAUUGCCCGACAGAAAUAAAAAAAGCUUAAAUUGAGGGGCUUAAAAAAUAAACAGUUGAAUACAUUUGUUGAAUCUGGCUAAAAUAUUAAGCCUUUCAGCGGAAGCUUAAUUUUAUGUUUAAUUUGAAAGAAUUCGGUGUUACAUUUUAUUUCAAUAAGUCACUGGUUAUUGGGCAAAUAAAGUAAAGUUGUAUCUACCCUACAUCAAAAUGUAAAAAUUGUUGUUUUUAACAUAACAAAAAUUAUAAUUUUUUAUAAAAUCAUGAUUAUAAUUAAAUCAAAUUAUUUCCUUUUGUCAACAAAAGGCAAAAGUAAAAAAAAUUCAAUCCUGUUUGCCCAAAACUGUUUCAUCGUAUUUGAUUUAAAAUACAGACUUCCAGGUACUGUGAGACUGCCUUUUUGAUUACCA
Messenger RNA from Cimex lectularius (bed bug), 1888 nucleotides. RefSeq names its product membrane-associated progesterone receptor component 1-like. NCBI's taxonomy places the organism in Eukaryota, Metazoa, Arthropoda, Insecta, Hemiptera, Cimicidae. Bases 438 to 1019 code for a protein of 193 amino acids. The record is from RefSeq and is a predicted model, not a curated record. Gene Ontology annotation, cellular component: endomembrane system; membrane. The transcript has 3 exons.